AUGGGCGUCCGAGAUUCCCAUGGGGAGGCGACGGGGACGCCCGACCCUGUCGAGAAGGGCUUCGCCACCCUCAAUACUAUCCGAAUCGGUGUGAAGGCCAUGGUGCAGAAGGAUGGAGAGCUGCGCAAAGCUGAGAUUCUGUCAAUCAGACAGCGGAAGGACGGCCCUUCUUUCUACGUACACUAUGUUGAUUUCAACAAGCGUCUUGAUGAAUGGGUUUCGUCUUCGCGUAUUGAUCUCACGCACGAGGUUGAAUGGCCCCAGCCUGAAAAGGCUGACAAGAAGAAGACUGCUGCUGCCAACAAGGCACCGAGCAAGAACACUAAUAAACGUGCUCGUGCCGAUAGUCGUGAUGUCUCUCAGACACCCGAUGCAUUGGGUGGUAAGAAUCUGAACGUCGGAAAGGCGUCGCGACCCUCAAAGGCUGGAGGGAAAGAGAACCUCGGUGUUGAGACACCCGGUGAUUCAUCGCUAUUCCCAUCAGAGGCUGUGUCGAUAGUCGGCACGCCGAAGACCACAGAUCCAGAGGAUGCAGAGAUGCCAGAUGCCUCGGCGGAAACCCCAUCACUCCAAGAAGAUGAAGUCAAAACGGCGUCGGGAGAGGUAAUUACCCGUGGCGAAGAGAUCGAGCGACUGCGCACAAGCGGUAGUAUGACACAAAACCCGACGGAAAUCCAUCGCGUUCGAAACUUGACCCGACUCCAAAUGGGCAAGUAUGAUGUCGAGCCGUGGUAUUUCUCCCCAUACCCGGAUUCCUUCUCAGACGUGGAUCUAGUCUACAUCGACGAGUUCUGCCUCAGCUACUUCGACAACAAACGUGCCUUCGAGCGACAUCGCGCCAAGUGCACUCUAGUCCACCCGCCCGGAAACGAGAUCUACCGCGACGACUAUAUCUCCUUCUUCGAAGUUGACGGCCGCCGCCAGCGAACCUGGUGCCGCAACCUCUGUCUCCUGAGUAAACUCUUCCUCGACCAUAAGACCCUCUACUACGACGUCGACCCAUUCCUCUUCUACUGCAUGUGCACGCGCGACGAGACAGGCUGCCAUCUCGUCGGUUACUUCUCCAAAGAGAAAGACUCCGCAGAAGGAUACAACCUGGCGUGUAUCAUGACACUCCCCCAAUACCAACGCCGCGGCUUCGGUCGUCUACUCAUCUCUUUCAGCUACGAGCUCAGCAAGCGCGAAGGCAAGCUCGGCUCCCCCGAGAAACCACUCAGUGACCUGGGUCUCCUCGGUUAUCGCCAGUACUGGCGUGAGACACUAGUAGAUUUACUCAUCGAACCGAACCGGGAAGCAAUGAGCGAGAACGAGCUGGCUGUGCUUACAUCCAUGACUGAGAAGGAUGUACACGAGACAUUGGUUGUGUUCAACAUGCUCCGGUACCACAAGGGUAACUGGGUCAUCGUUCUAACCGACCACGUCGUCCAGGAACAUAACAAGCGUCUCAAGAAGGAGGAGAUUAAGGGCGCACGCAAGAUCGAUCCUUCUCGUCUCCAGUGGAAGCCUCCCGUCUUCACUGCUUCCAGUCGGACCUGGAACUGGUAA
Molecule: messenger RNA, 1545 nt
Organism: Penicillium canescens
Lineage: Eukaryota; Fungi; Ascomycota; Eurotiomycetes; Eurotiales; Aspergillaceae
Product: NuA4 histone acetyltransferase complex catalytic subunit ESA1
Exons: 6
Coding region: 1-1545 (514 amino acids)
Biological process (GO): regulation of DNA-templated transcription
Molecular function (GO): histone acetyltransferase activity
Source: RefSeq, a predicted model, not a curated record